AUGUACUCAACUCUGCCACGAUCACUAUCGGGCAAGUCAAAUACUAUUCGACUGCUAAAGCUCCGCGCUGCCCUCGAGCAUACUAUGAUCGAGUGCGACCUUGAAGUUGUUGAUCUUGAGACGCGUCCUCGGCUGGAGGCUUUAUCAUACGUGUGGGGCAAUCCAAAUCCACCCGAGGCCAUACUAUGCAAUGGCCAUCAGCACUCUGUGACACCGAACUUAGCGCUUGCGCUGAGGCGGAUCCGAUCGCCGUGUACCACUAGAACCGUUUGGGUUGAUGCUAUCUGUGUGAACCAAGAAGACCUCGAGGAGAGAUCGCAACAAAUUCAGUUGAUGAGAGAGAUCUAUAGCCAGGCUUGGAGAGUGAUUGUCUGGCUUGGAGAAGAUAACGGGCUCGCUGAAACAGCAAUUCAAACUAUCAAAUGGUUUGCAGCAGAAUGCUGUGCCAAGAUCGGGAAGUCGCUUGACGCGAUUGAUUUAGAUAUGAACUCUCCGAUGGAUCUGCAACUACGGAGUUAUACCUCAACUACCGCAAGACUACAGCGCCCAACUCCAAUACAAACUCCCAAUGAAUGGCAGGCAAUAGAGUGGUUCUAUGACCAACCUUGGUUUUCAAGGGCCUGGGUUGUCCAGGAAGUGGCAUUUGCACCACCAGUAUUCUAUAUUGGUCCGUUCGAAAUUGGCUGGAAGGAGGUCGCUGUUACGGCCACUUGGAUCGGUUGGAAUGUGACUCACCCUUAUAACACCAAGCUCGUGGAUGUCUAUGAGAGGGCGGAGGAGAUAUUUAAGCAAAGGGGAAAUUACAGACCCUAUUUGGAGAGUCUUAUCGCUGGAGGCUUGAUAAUGUACUCAAAAGCGACUGAUCCAAGAGACAAAAUCUAUGCCUUCCUGGGGCUGAUGCAUGAAUCGGACCGUAAGGGUGUCUUGCUCCAGCCAGACUACUCAAAAUCAGUCGUACAUGUAUAUGGCGAUGCUGUCCGCCAUAUGAUCCAGCAGAAUGAAGACGACGCUAAGUAUAAUUUGACCGAAGCCUUUGCUAGCAUCGAAAGCUCUAAUACUGGAACCGAGGGCUUUCCAUCCUGGAUACCUCGAUGGGACAACCCAUCGAUGUUGAAAAAUCCCUGGUACCGGCUUCGCACCGGAUUCCUGGACCGAGGAUGGAGUGCGAGUCGCGACAAAGUCCCCGAAGUACGAAAUGUCUCAGAUCGGGAAAUUCUUGUUCUGAAGGGCCUAAAAGUAGCAAACAUAAGUCGCGUGUUCCCAUUGCAAAGGAAAUCAGACGACGCUGACUGGCUGACGCAUAUCUGGAAAGAAAUAUCGGUUCUACUUGAUGCUAGUCCGUGGGCAGAGACAAAGGAACUCGUCCUUCUCAAGGCCAUAGGCUCUCUUUACUCGGAUUUUAACGCGAAUAUUGAAUCUGUACCCGUAGAGGGUUACAAGUUCCUCUUAGAGAUGGUCCUUGUAAGUUGCUUUGUAAGUUGCGGUGGUGAGCGGGACGAGGAGGGUCACUAUAUCAGUGAGUCAAAUAUACAGGAAGAUUUGGAUGCAUACGACACAGAUCCUACGUUGUCAGGCAUGAUCAUAGAAGCAAAUUUGAGCGAUUGUGGUGAUCUUGCUCGUUUUAUUAACGAGUGUCCCUUCUCUUUAUUCAUAACAGAGGAUAAUAACCUGGGGGCUGGUACCAGAGAUGCAAGAGCUGGUGAUCUCGUGUCCAUCCUUUAUGGUGGGGAGCCCCCUUUUCUUCUUCGCCAAGCUGGCGCUCAAUGGAAAUUCAUGGAGGCGUGCUACAUGAAUGGUGCGAUGUAUGGAGAGGCUAUUGAGGAAUUGAAGAGAGGAAAACUAGGCGAAGAGUGGUUCGAGAUUCGAUGA
Messenger RNA from Lachnellula hyalina, 1869 nucleotides. Its product is annotated as Heterokaryon incompatibility protein 6,OR allele. The coding region runs from base 1 to 1869 and encodes 622 amino acids. The transcript has a single exon. The record is from RefSeq and is a predicted model, not a curated record. NCBI's taxonomy places the organism in Eukaryota, Fungi, Ascomycota, Leotiomycetes, Helotiales, Lachnaceae.